UAAUUAUAAAUGUUGUCGUAGUUACCAACUUAUUGCAUAAAUACCCACUCAUCUUCUCCGCCAAUCGACAAUGGCCGUUUCCGGAAUAUUCAUGUGCUUAAACCAGCCCACACUACCAAAAUCCGGAGCCCCUAAGCUCAAUCAUGCCGGAAGAAAACACACGUUGUGCGUUAAAGCAUGCCGCGGAAGUUCGGAAUCAGAGGACGGCAAGAUGGCGAUUAGGAAAGAGAAAGACGGUUGGAGUAUAGAUUUCUCCGGCGAGAAACCGGCGACGCCGAUGCUGGACACGAUCAACCACCCAAUUCAUAUGAAGAACCUCUCAAAAAAGGAACUGGAGCAGCUUGCAGCAGAGCUGAGAGUAGAGAUCGUGCACACCGUCGCAAAAACCGGAGGCCAUCUGAGCUCAAGCUUAGGAGUGGUGGAACUCACUGUUGCCCUCCACCACGUCUUCAACACCCCUCAUGACAAGCUCAUAUGGGAUGUCGGCCAUCAGGCCUACGGCCACAAAAUUCUGACGGGGAGGCGCUCUAAGAUGCACACCAUUAGGCAGACCUCCGGUUUGGCCGGUUUUCCCAAGAGGGAUGAGAGUGUUCAUGAUGCCUUCGGUGUUGGCCAUAGCUCAACAAGCAUUUCUGCUGGUCUUGGUAUGGCUGUGGCAAGAGAUCUAUUAGGGAAAGACAACAGUGUUGUGUCUGUGAUAGGAGAUGGAGCAAUGACUGCAGGGCAAGCCUAUGAGGCUAUGAACAAUGCAGGUUUCCUCGAUUCCAACCUCAUCAUCGUGUUGAACGACAACAAGCAGGUGUCGCUGCCCACAGCCACGCUUGAUGGGCCUGCCACCCCCGUUGGCGCCCUCAGCAGCGCCCUCACCAAGCUCCAAGCCAGCCCCAAGUUCAGGCAACUAAGGGAAGCUGCAAAAAGCAUAACGAAACAGAUAGGGCCGCAAGCGCAUGAAGUCGCAGCCAAGGUGGAUGAAUACGCAAGGGGGAUGCUGAGCGCAUCUGGCUCAACCUUCUUUGAGGAGCUCGGGUUAUACUACAUUGGGCCGGUGGAUGGUCACAACAUCGAUGAUUUGGUCACUAUUUUUCAGAAGGUUAAGUCGAUGCCUGCACCGGGGCCGGUCCUCAUUCACAUUGUGACGGAGAAGGGAAAAGGAUAUCCACCAGCAGAAGCAGCAGCUGAUAGAAUGCAUGGUGUUGUUAAGUUUGAUCCUUGCACGGGGAAGCAAAACAAGGCGAAAUCGUCUACACUUUCGUAUACACAGUAUUUUGCAGAGUCACUGAUCAGAGAAGCUGAAGCAGAUAGCAAGAUUGUGGCGAUCCAUGCUGCAAUGGGAGGUGGAACUGGCCUCAACUACUUCCAGAAGCGAUUUCCAGACCGAUGUUUUGAUGUAGGGAUUGCUGAGCAGCACGCCGUUACAUUUGCAGCAGGCUUGGCCACCGAAGGCCUCAAGCCCUUCUGCACCAUCUACUCGUCCUUCCUGCAACGAGGCUACGACCAGGUGGUACAUGAUGUUGAUCUACAAAAACUGCCUGUCCGGUUCGCCAUGGACCGGGCUGGCCUAGUUGGCGCAGAUGGGCCCACUCACUGUGGCUCGUUUGAUGUCACCUACAUGGCCUGCCUGCCUAACAUGGUGGUGAUGGCUCCAUCGGAUGAGGCAGAGCUCAUACACAUGGUUGCAACAGCUGCAGCCAUAGACGACCGCCCCAGCUGCUUCCGGUUUCCAAGAGGGAACGGCGUAGGAGCUCCCCUGCCUUACGAUAACAAAGGAACACCAAUUGAAAUUGGGAAGGGAAGGAUAGUGAUGGAAGGGAGCAGGGUGGCGAUUCUUGGGUACGGUGCAGCGGUGCAGCAGUGCAUAGGAGCAGCGGAGAUGCUCAAAUCCUACGACAUAGCACCCACAUUGGUGGAUGCAAGAUUCUGCAAGCCGUUGGAUACUCAUCUCAUCACAAGGCUUGCCAAGGAGCACGAGAUCCUCAUCACGGUGGAAGAAGGCUCCAUUGGGGGAUUUGGUUCACAUGUUUCACAUUUCCUCAGCCUCAAUGGACUUCUUGAUGGUCAUCUCAAGUUGAGAUCGAUGAUGCUUCCGGAUAGAUACAUAGAGCAUGGAGCACCGCAGGAUCAAAUUGAAGAAGCAGGUCUCACUUCAAGACAUAUUUGUGGGACAGUUUUGUCACUGGUGGGGAGGCCUAUGGAAGCUCUCAAACUUCAGUGAAACAAUGUAUACAUAACCCAAUAGAUUAACAAUCUGUCACAAACAAUGUGUCAUUCCAAACAUCAAGUAUGCAAGAUUGUGAUGGUUUCCUAUGUGUUAUUGUGUGUAUGAAUAAUCUCAUCUUCUUUCA
Messenger RNA from Salvia miltiorrhiza (redroot sage), 2342 nucleotides. RefSeq names its product probable 1-deoxy-D-xylulose-5-phosphate synthase 2, chloroplastic. Gene Ontology annotation, biological process: terpenoid biosynthetic process. The coding region runs from base 71 to 2212 and encodes 713 amino acids. Gene Ontology annotation, molecular function: 1-deoxy-D-xylulose-5-phosphate synthase activity. NCBI's taxonomy places the organism in Eukaryota, Viridiplantae, Streptophyta, Magnoliopsida, Lamiales, Lamiaceae. The transcript has 10 exons. The record is from RefSeq and is a predicted model, not a curated record.